CUUCGAAGUGUUAUUUUCGCUAUUUGUGACCAAACUUGUGGGCAGACAGCGUAAAGAAGAGGGAUUACCCGGUCUCCCUAAAACCUAAUCUAUUCGACUUUUCGUGGCAGCUUUCUCAUUUUUAGGUUUUGUACUCAGUGCUAUUUUAUUCGCUUUUCCGAGCUACAGGAUAGUCUUGCUCCUUCUGAGGAUUUCUUUGCGUAUUUGUUUCGAGUUUGCGAGUACUAUAGCUGAAAAGGAUAUGCCGCCGUGAAUUGAUCAUUCGUCCUUUGGGGAAGGGAAUACUUAUGAGUUAUAAUUCGCGACACGUGAAGAUCUGUCCCCAGCCAAAAAUGGUGGGAUGUCGGUACACUUCUCUUCUUAAAACAAAAGAUCGCUGUAGGGACCAGGUAUUGUGGUGUGGACGUGGGAGACUCCGAAACCGUCGGCAAGUACCUGCAGUAUUAACGUUAGGUGCUUCGGCUAACUGACUACUCGCAAAGCAGGAGGCCAGAAGAAAGGUUGUAUUAGCUGAAUCAGCUUUUGAUAGUUGACGUUCUACGCGGACGGAGCAGUAGUGCAAGGCACACAUUCUUGCACAAUAAUUUGCGCCGAGUCUUUUAAAUACCAACUCUAGAUCCCUUUAGACCUGGUCUGUCCAGUUUUACAUUUUCGGGCCUCCAGCAUUAAGUCGAGGAGUUAUGGCAUUGCAUUCUUGGCACAAAGCUUCAACCAGAUUGCCAUUAUUUAAAUUGCAGAAACAGCUGUCGGAGCAUUCUGAGAGCGGACUAUCCGGUUAAACGUGAUCUCGCCAUUGAUUUUACCGAGAGCAUCAACUUUGCGUCGAUGGGGGCUGUAAAUCACGAAUUGUCGGUGCAUUAGCCGGGAGAGUUUCGCCCUGAUCAAAAACACAAGACACGUAUUACUCUAGAGCAUGUUAGCCCUCGUUUUUUUCAAACUCUAAUCAGACGAUUCGAUCCUCUCAGUUUCUAUUUCUUACCCACCAAGUACAAAUUGAUGGGAUCAAGGUUCAGCUGGGGAAUAUGAGCAAUUACAGACAGCGACGUGCAGAAAUUUUGGCUUAGCCUCAUUGAUGGGAUCUCUAUUAGACAAUUAAACUUGGUAUAACAACUCUCCAACUACUAACCAGUGGAACUGAGGAUGUCAUAGUUUAAAAUACUCCAGACUUUCCUUGUGGGAAUAUAAAACAAUCCCAAACCAACAGAGUUUUGAAUAAUUAUUGUAAUCACUCCGCACCCUAAACAUGGCCAGCUAAGGGCGUUGAGGUGAUCUCUCUCUCCCUCUUCUCUCUCUCCUUCCUCAUGAUUAAAACCUUCCAGGAAUUUCUCAAUUGCAGCAGUCUGUCUUUUUCCCUUUCGACAGAUGAGUGGAAGGAGAACCGUUGUGGUGAUAUUCUUCUUCUGGGCUCUCCUGACGAUCAUCACACCAACACUGGUUCAUCUGUCUGAGUCUGCCAAACUCAAGCUGAGUCUAAAUGGCGAAAAUAUCGAUACCGAAGCCUUGAGGGCCAGAAAAGCGUUUGGAUUCCUGAAGAAAUCAUCAGCAAGUAAACCGUUGGACACCGCACGCGCCACGGCACCAGUUCCAGCGCCGUCGCCGUCACCGUCGCCAGAACCUCAGCCAGCUUCUUCGAGGGUCAACAGGAAUCAAGCUCAAUGAGAUUUUGGAUGAGGAAAUCAACUCAGUGUCAGUUUAAUUGGUCAUGCAUAAUCUCUCAGCUAUGAAGCUGCCUCACAUUGGACAAUGUUGAGCUAUAUAAUUGCGUGUAAGCAGGUCGUGGAUUCAGAUUGAACAGCCAGAGACUGGAGGGUGAAGCAAAGUGGUCAUGGCUUGUGACUCGUGUACCUGGAAGUUCCACGCAUCAUCACAGCCUCAACAGUGGUUUUGGGGAUGACUCCUUGAUUGAAUUAGGACGCAAGUGGAAUUAUUCAUCUUUAACAUUUAAUUUUUCCAUCAUGGCCCUUCAUACGAUUCUGUCACUGUUGUACAUAGACAGAGGGAUUAAAUUGUUGACAAGGUUCUGACAUAUUUACUUGUAUUGUUAUGUAACGUUGUAAUAAUAAGAAUUGGAAUAUUAUACACCCAAA
Molecule: messenger RNA, 2087 nt
Organism: Syzygium oleosum
Lineage: Eukaryota; Viridiplantae; Streptophyta; Magnoliopsida; Myrtales; Myrtaceae
Exons: 2
Coding region: 1363-1659 (98 amino acids)
Source: RefSeq, a predicted model, not a curated record